AUGUUUUUCGUGGCGGGGGGCAAAAAUAAAGCAGGAGCAAGCAGAGGAAAUGAAAGAGGGUCAAUAUAUCAGAAAUUUCGUGACGUAGAUAUACUGGACAAGAAGAAGACAGUGACAGCUCUAAAGCCGGGUGAAGAUCGUGCCAUUUUCCUGGGACUUGGGAUGAUCCUCUCUUCAGUGAUGAUGUAUUUUGUCCUGGGGAUCACGAUAUUACACUCCUAUGCAGAGAGUGUGUGGACAGAGGAGGGUGUGUGUGUUGUACUCAACUCCACGGUCACAGCAGACAUGAACUGUUCCUACAACUGUGGGUCAGACUGCUGGAGGGUCUCCAAAUACCCCUGUCUGCAGGUCUACGUGAGCGUCAACAACACGGGCCGAGUCAGCCGUUUAUCUCACAACGAGGAGACCCAGGAUACCAGCCAUGAAUGUGUCUACGUGCCCAGGUGCCAGAAGGACAGCGUGGCGAUGCAUGUCAUGAUCAUGAACAUCUCAGAGCGUCUGAAGGUGAACCAGCAGGUCCCGUGUUACUACGACCCCAGUGAGCAGCAGGAGGCCGUUCUCCUGACGAGGCUGUACGACCACAGCGUCGUCUUCCACUCGCUGCUCUGGCCCUCCAGCAUGCUCACAGGAGGGGCCCUCAUUAUCGUCAUGGUGAAGCUCACACAGUACCUCUCCAGACUGAGCGAAGAGAUAGUGAAGAUCAAGAGGUGA
Molecule: messenger RNA, 711 nt
Organism: Anoplopoma fimbria (sablefish)
Lineage: Eukaryota; Metazoa; Chordata; Actinopteri; Perciformes; Anoplopomatidae
Gene: kcnmb2a
Product: potassium large conductance calcium-activated channel, subfamily M, beta member 2
Exons: 4
Coding region: 1-711 (236 amino acids)
Biological process (GO): detection of calcium ion; potassium ion transport
Cellular component (GO): voltage-gated potassium channel complex; membrane
Molecular function (GO): calcium-activated potassium channel activity; potassium channel regulator activity
Source: RefSeq, a predicted model, not a curated record